Molecule: messenger RNA, 327 nt
Organism: Eimeria mitis
Lineage: Eukaryota; Apicomplexa; Conoidasida; Eucoccidiorida; Eimeriidae
Exons: 2
Coding region: 1-327 (108 amino acids)
Source: RefSeq, a predicted model, not a curated record
AUGCCACCUCCCCCAGGGAGGACGUCACGGGGACGGGACCCCCGGGAAGAGGGAGAGGGGCCUCCCCUGCAGAGAGGCCCUCCCAUCACACCGCUAGACGCGAGGACGUCACGGGGAGGGGACCCCCGGGAAGAGGGAGAGGGGCCUCCCCUGCAGAGAGGCCCUCCCACCACACCGCUAGACGGCCUGAUGGUCCCCGCACAGGCCGUCGAUCUGAACGCAUGUGGCCCGAAGAGCGGAGCGGAAUUCUUUCUGGUGCUGCUGAUGACGACGGAGACGAAGAAGACGAAGAGUUGCAGCUGGAACUACGAAAUGGCAUGUUGGUGA